Euleptes europaea (tarantolino) is the source of this 1065-nucleotide messenger RNA. It is a transcript of the gene TBCC, whose product is annotated as tubulin folding cofactor C. Bases 1 to 1050 code for a protein of 349 amino acids. Gene Ontology annotation, biological process: post-chaperonin tubulin folding pathway; tubulin complex assembly. Gene Ontology annotation, cellular component: cytoplasm. NCBI's taxonomy places the organism in Eukaryota, Metazoa, Chordata, Lepidosauria, Squamata, Sphaerodactylidae. Gene Ontology annotation, molecular function: tubulin binding. The record is from RefSeq and is a predicted model, not a curated record. The transcript has a single exon.
AUGGAGGCUGUUUCUGAGGCGGCGGCUGAGGGCGAGCGACUCUCGCUUGCUGCCGGCGUCCCCGCUUCUGUCCCGGAGCGGCUCCAGCAGCGAGAAGCGGAACGGCGAGAGGAGGCGGAGCGGAGGCGGCGGGAGCGCGACGCGCAGGCGGUGCAAGAGGAGCAGAGCGACUUCUUCACGGCAGCCUUCGCCCGAGAGCGGGACUCGGUCGAGGCGCUGCUGGGGCCGGACUCGGACGAAGGCGCGGAAGCCGCCGCCGCCGCGAGGCUGGAGGAGGCGGCGGGGCGGCUGCAGAGCCUGCAGCGGCUGCUGACGGACUCGGUGCGCUUCCUGGCCCCCUACGAGGUGCGGCAGGCGCAGGCGACGCUGGCCAGGCUGCAGGGCGCCCUUUCCGAGCGACGCCUGGAGCUGCAGCCCAAGAAGCGCUUCGCCUUCCGGGCCCGCAAGAAGGAGGCCGCGGCGGCUCAGGAGCCCCCGGAGGCCUCCGCGCGGCCGCGAGCGUCGGCCGAGGCGGCCCCCCCCUCCUCCUCCUCCUCCGGGGCCCCGGCGGUUCCCAAGUGUGGGUUCAGCCGGGCCGAGGGGCAGGAGCUGCUGCUGGGCCCGGCCGAGCUGCUGCAGCAGGACGUGGAGUUGUCGCAGCUGCGCCGUUGCCGGGUGCGGCUGUGUGGCAACCCCAACACGCUGACGAUGCGCGGCUGCCGGGACUGCGCGGUGCUCUGCGGGCCCGUGUCCACCUCGGCGCUGGUGGAGGACUGCAGCGGCUGCCUCCUGGCCCUCGCCUGCCAGCAGCUCCGCACGCACCAGACCACCCAGAGCAGCUUCUACGUGCAAGUGACUUGCCGAGCCAUGCUGGAAAACUGCAGCGGCGUCCGCUUCGCCCCCUACGCCUGGAGUUACGCGGGCAUCGAGGCCGACUUCGAGACGUCCGGCCUCGACAGAAGCAGAAACAAUUGGAGCACGGUGGAUGAUUUCAACUGGCUGGCUCGGGAUCAGCCCUCUCCGAACUGGAGUGUGAUCCCGGAGGAGGAGAGAGUCUCUGAUUGGAACUGAAUUGGGAACUCUUUA